Protopolystoma xenopodis is the source of this 117-nucleotide messenger RNA. Lineage: Eukaryota; Metazoa; Platyhelminthes; Monogenea; Polystomatidea; Polystomatidae. The record is from the annotation of a GenBank genome assembly.
AUGGCCAAACUCACUGAUGAUGCCGACUACGAUGAUGGCGAAAGGUUUGAGAAUGUAUCAAAUCCACUGUCGGAUGCUGAGAAUCGUGACGACUUCGGACUAGGUACGUUCUACAUG